AUGAGAAAAAGAGAUCUUCACAUAUUAACAUCAAGUAUAUUCACAUACACUGGGGAUGCAAGAUUCGAAGUCGUACAUCCGGAAGGUUCAGAUGAUUGGAACCUUAAAAUUGAAUACGUACAAAAAAGAGAUGCCGGAAUAUACGAAUGUCAAGUUAACCCCGAGCCUAAAAUCAAUAUGGCCGUCUAUUUAAAUGCUGAAGCUGCUCAAGCGACCAUUCAAGGUCCAGAAGAUGUUUACGUUAAAAAAGGAAGCACGAUAAGUUUAACGUGUUCGGUAAAUGUCCAUUCUACACCUCCUAGUUCUGUUUUAUGGUAUCACGGUCCUUCCGUCGUUGAUUUUGACUCUCCAAGAGGUGGAAUCAGUUUAGAGACUGAAAAAACAGAAUCUGGAACCACGAGUAAAUUGCUUGUUACGAAAGCUUCACUCGUUGAUUCUGGAAAUUAUACAUGCGUACCAAGCAAUGCAAAUCCCUCAAGUGUUUGGGUUCACGUUUUAAACGGUGAACAUCCAGCAGCCAUGCAACAUGGAGAGCAUAAUGGUGGCGUUGGAACGUAUACAAUUUUUGAAUGUGUCCUUCUUCUUCUUCCUGGUAUGGCUGCGGCCGCUCAAACAUAUUUUUUCCAGUGUUGCUCAUUUGUUCUCAGGUGA
Messenger RNA from Pediculus humanus corporis (human body louse), 651 nucleotides. Its product is annotated as transmembrane and immunoglobulin domain-containing protein precursor, putative. The transcript has 3 exons. NCBI's taxonomy places the organism in Eukaryota, Metazoa, Arthropoda, Insecta, Psocodea, Pediculidae. Gene Ontology annotation, biological process: synapse organization. Bases 1 to 651 code for a protein of 216 amino acids. The record is from RefSeq and is a predicted model, not a curated record. Gene Ontology annotation, cellular component: neuron projection membrane.